UAGAGGAUCACCAGCAGGUUCCCAACUCCGCUGCACCAAAGGAGGAGAAAUUGGCCGAGGAAGACGCAUCUUUAUAUGCCAUUUUUUUUUUUUUUUUUUUCUCCCCCCAUAAAGGUGGCGCCUUCCUAGAGAGUUGGCAGCAUCACCUCCAUUUUCAAGGGGGCCACAUUGAUGUCUUAAGCUGUCGUGGAGCAAAGGGAGUGUGUGUGAGUGUGUGUGUGUGUGUGUGUGUGAGUGUUUUUUUUUUUUUUUUUUUCCUUCUCUUUUUGAGAGAGGAGAGGAAAAAGAGUGAUGGAAGAGCUCACCGCCUUCGUGUCCAAGUCUUUCGAUCAUAAAGUCAAGGAGAAGAAGGAGGUGAUCACCUACCGGGAGGUGCUGGAGACCGGCGCGGCGAGAGCAGGGAGCCGGGAGAGUUUAACCGCGGAGCCCGGCAGUCGGGAGGAGGCGGCGGUCGUAGCCCGAAACGUCGCGCUCUCGCCGGGGAGGGAGACAGACAUGCUCGGGCCGGAGAGAACCAGAGAGGCCGGUAGUCCCAAACUCAUCGACGGGAAUACGGACGUGAAGGAGAGGAAAGAGGAGUCCAAGCCCAUGGAGGAUGAAGCCCAGACUAAAAUCAAACAGAGACGAAGCCGGACUAACUUCACGCUGGAGCAGCUCAACGAGCUGGAGAGGCUCUUCGACGAGACCCACUAUCCGGACGCCUUCAUGCGGGAGGAGCUGAGCCAGAGGUUGGGACUGUCCGAGGCCCGGGUGCAGGUUUGGUUCCAGAACAGAAGAGCCAAAUGCAGGAAGCAGGAGAACCAGUUACAUAAAGGAGUCCUGAUUGGCGCCGCCAACCAGUUCGAAGCUUGCCGCGUGGCGCCGUAUGUCAACGUGGGGGCUUUGCGGAUGCCAUUCCAACAGGAUAGUCAUUGCAACGUGCCGCCCUUCUCCUUUCAGGUGCAGGCGCAGCUGCAGCUGGACAGCGCGGUGGCGCAUGCGCAGCACCACCUGCACUCGCACCUGGCGGCCCACGCCCCCUACAUGAUGUUCCCGCCCCCGCCCUUCGGCCUGCCGCUGGCCACGCUCGCCGCCGAGUCGGCGUCCGCCGCCUCCGUGGUGGCCGCCGCCGCCGCCGCCAAGAACACCAGCAAGAACUCCAGCAUCGCCGACCUGAGACUGAAGGCCAAGAAACACGCGGCGGCGCUGGGCCUGUGACGUCAGAGAAGGGGGUGGGGGGGACGCAAAUGCGCGGGAAACGCCGGGACACUAUUUAUGUUUUGUUUUUUCUCAAUUUUUUUUUUGAAUAAUGAAGGACGACGUGUAUAACUAUAAGAUUUUAAGAUAUUUAUGAGAUUAUGAAACAGAGGGGAUUUUUUUUAAUUUUUUUUUUAAUUUUUUUUUUUUACGCCGAAAAACAUGGACGGCGAUGAAGAGAAGCAGCAGGAAGAGGAGGAGGAGGACGCAGCUGGCACGGUCGAUACUUUGUCAAACAAGGCGAACCAUUCUGCAUUUUUUUUCGAACAUUCUCUGACUAUUAGGACUUCGUUUGGAACAUUUUACAGAGGCUGGCCUCGUUAUAUUCAACAACACUUCCGGUCCACACAAAGGACAAGAGAAAGACUUCCGGUCCGAAAUUUUUGCAUGACAACUCUUUUUUUUUUUUUGCCCCUAAAGGUGAAGCCAGAAAUGUGACAUCAUAAUAUAUGUGCUUUUUUUAUCAUUAUUUUUUUGCUAAGUGGUGUUUUAUCUCCUUUUAAAGGAGCUCAUUAUGUGAUAUAUAUGCCAUAUUUAAUGACAGUAUAUAACACAAAAUUCUGUAAAAAAAACAAAACAAAAAAAAACAACCGGUACGGACACGUGUAAAAUAUGUUUAUACACAUGCAUAUUUUUUUUUUUUUUGGUAUUUGACUUUAUUUUCGUGUAUGAAAAGUCACAUUCUUCCUGUAUGUGUAAAUAUGUUUUUUUAAUAACAGUGCAAGUGUACGGAGUCCCUAAAGGGACAGUUUUUUCCCCCCUUUUUUUUUUAAAGAAAAAAAAAAUCAUGACAUUUUCCAUCAUGUGAAACGUGAACCUACCUAACCAAAAUGUUUUCUUUUUUUUUGUCCCUAUAAUAAAUUAACUAA
Molecule: messenger RNA, 2105 nt
Organism: Nerophis ophidion (straightnose pipefish)
Lineage: Eukaryota; Metazoa; Chordata; Actinopteri; Syngnathiformes; Syngnathidae
Gene: shox2
Product: shox homeobox 2
Biological process (GO): regulation of transcription by RNA polymerase II
Cellular component (GO): nucleus
Molecular function (GO): DNA-binding transcription factor activity, RNA polymerase II-specific; sequence-specific double-stranded DNA binding
Source: RefSeq, a predicted model, not a curated record